CGUUGUCGUAUCUCCUUUCGUGCUCGUCGACGUGAAACACGAAGUAGUAAUAGAAGCGCGACGAUGACGAGGGCUCGUCGUAUGAAUGCCUGAUCGCGCGGUUAGGAUACAGGAAACCAGAUAAAUAAGAAGUCGCGAGUGUUCUCCGAAGGAAUUACUACAUACGUCGUAAACAAAGGACAAUAAUUAGUGCUCGAUAAUCGUUCACCGUCGCAACGAUUAUUAUACUACACAUUCGUAUUAAUUUCUUCUUAUUUUGUUUUUUCAUUUUUCUUCCCCAUUUUGUUUCUUUUUCGUUAUGUUCUUUUUAAAACCCGUUUACUUGCGCUCGUGAAAACCGUAAAGAGGGCAAGAGGAGAGCGGAAAAGUCGUCGUGUCGAAGAACGCUGAUAUCCAGGAUUCAAGCAGUAUCUGGUAUGCUUCGAGGUCUUCUGGAUUCUUUUUUGGGUCUUGUUCAAGCUUCACAAAGUGACUCCCGAAGUGUUCCCUCCGCCGUUUUUCUCUUUGUUCCCGUACUCUUCGGCUUCACGUUCGCUGUGAUAGCACGCCGAUACGUUCGCAUUGGACACGUUUUCACGGAUCAACCACAGCAAGGGUGGUGGGCUGACAUAUUUCGAGCAAUUCAUUCACUGUACAUUGGUAGAAGAAUCGAGGGUAACGAUAACAGAGGAGUCGUGCAGAGAUCAUCGACAGAGGACGAGAACAGUGCCGUCAACUCCAACGGUACCAUGACGGAUAAUCCAGUCAGCUUCGUCGUCGGGGAUCCCGACAACGAUCCCUCUGAGGAAUUGGAAGUGGAGGAUAGCUUCCCGUCCGAAGGAAACGAUUUGGCCUUAAACCAGGUGCAGUACAAUGCGAUGGCUGGCUUGAUCGAGCGCCGCAAGCGGCUCAGGCCCAGCAUGUCACAGGGCACGGUGAUGAUACAAACCCAAAAUCGGCUGUAUGAAAAGGACUUCACCAUUGCCACACCUGAGGAAUAUGUCCAUCGUUUCGGCGGUACGAGAGUCAUCAACAAGAUUCUGAUUGCGAACAACGGAAUAGCGGCCGUAAAAUGCAUGCGUUCGAUUCGACGAUGGUCGUACGAAAUGUUCAAGAACGAACGGGCUGUACGCUUCGUUGUUAUGGUGACUCCGGAAGAUCUGAAGGCGAACGCGGAAUACAUCAAAAUGGCAGAUCAGUACGUACCUGUACCGGGUGGAACCAACAACAACAAUUAUGCAAACGUGGAGCUAAUCGUAGACAUUGCCGUACGCACUCAGGUCCAGGCAGUGUGGGCAGGAUGGGGUCAUGCAUCGGAAAAUCCGAAAUUGCCAGAAUUACUUCAUAAAAAUAAUAUGUGUUUCAUUGGACCAUCCGAGAGAGCGAUGUGGGCCCUUGGAGAUAAAAUUGCAUCUAGCAUUGUAGCACAAACUGCAGAUGUACCGACACUUCCCUGGUCAGGUUCGGAAUUAAAAGCGCAAUACAGUGGAAAGAAAAUAAAAAUAUCUUCGGAACUUUUCAAAAAGGGGUGCGUUUCGACGGUGGAGGAAUGCCUGGCAGCGGCUAAUAAAAUAGGUUUUCCUAUCAUGGUGAAAGCUAGCGAAGGAGGUGGUGGAAAAGGUAUCAGGAAGGUCGAAAACGCUGAAGAAUUGCCUACGUUAUUUAGGCAGGUACAAACAGAGAUACCUGGAUCUCCGAUAUUCAUUAUGAAAUUGGCAAAAUGUGCUCGUCACUUAGAGGUUCAAUUGCUGGCUGAUAAUUAUGGAAAUGCAAUAUCGUUAUUUGGUCGUGACUGCUCUAUUCAAAGAAGACAUCAGAAGAUUAUCGAAGAAGCGCCAGCCGUAGUUGCUAAACCUGAAGUUUUCGAAGAAAUGGAAAAAGCUGCUGUAAGGUUGGCCAAAAUGGUUGGAUAUGUCAGCGCAGGCACUGUUGAAUACCUGUACGACACUUCCGGGCGAUAUUACUUCUUGGAACUGAAUCCACGUCUUCAAGUGGAACAUCCCUGUACAGAAAUGGUAUCUGAUGUUAAUUUGCCAGCAGCUCAACUUCAAAUUGCUAUGGGGUUGCCUCUACAUCAUAUUAAAGACAUUCGCCUUCUUUAUGGUGAAAGUCCAUGGGGAGAUAGCAUUAUUGACUUCGAUCAACCGCAACAUAAACCUCAACCUUGGGGUCAUGUAAUAGCAGCAAGAAUUACUAGUGAAAAUCCUGAUGAAGGUUUCAAGCCAAGUUCGGGUACUGUGCAAGAACUGAAUUUUCGAUCCUCGAAAAAUGUUUGGGGUUACUUUUCGGUAGGAGCUUCUGGAGGUCUCCACGAAUUCGCAGAUUCGCAAUUUGGUCAUUGUUUUUCUUGGGGCGAAGAUCGUAACCAGGCUCGAGAAAAUUUAGUUAUAGCUUUAAAGGAAUUGAGCAUUAGGGGUGAUUUCAGAACCACUGUCGAAUACUUGAUCACGUUAUUAGAAACGGAAUCCUUUCAACAGAAUAAUAUAGACACUGCUUGGCUUGAUUUGUUGAUUGCUGAACGUGUUAGAAGUGAUAAACCAGAUGUAUUAUUAGCAAUAACAUGUGGCGCGCUUCAUAUCGCUGAUAGAACCAUCACUGCCGCUUUUACCGGAUUCGAAACAGCAUUAGAAAAGGGACAAAUACAAGCCAGUAAUGAUUUAGAUAAUGUUGUCGAUGUUGAACUCAUUAACGACGGAUAUAAAUACAAAAUACAAACUGCCAAAUCAGGCCCCAAUAGCUAUUUUCUUGUUAUGAACGGCUCCUAUAAAGAAGUAGAAGUACAUAGAUUGUCUGAUGGUGGACUGUUGCUUUCUUUGGAUGGUGCAAGUUUUACGACUUACAUGAGAGAGGAAGUUGAUCGUUAUAGAAUUAUCAUUGGAAAUCAAACUUGCAUCUUUGAAAAGGACAACGAUCCUUCUUUAUUAAGGUCACCGUCAGCUGGAAAGUUGGUCAGCUAUUUGGUUGAGGAUGGUGGUCACGUGAACGCUGGACAAGCUUACGCAGAAAUUGAAGUCAUGAAAAUGGUAAUGACAAUAACUGCGAGUGAAGCUGGUAGUGUAUUUUACGUUAAAAGACCGGGUGCCAUUCUCGAGGCAGGUACCUUGAUUGCUCGGUUAGAAUUGGAUGAUCCGUCUUUGGUAACGAAAGCCCAAGAAUACACUGGUCAAUUUCCAGAAACUGCACCUCCAGCAAUUUCUGAAAAAUUAAAUCAUCUUCAUGCUAAAUACAGAACCGCUUUAGAAAAUACUCUGGGAGGAUAUUGUUUACCAGAUCCGUAUCAUAUACCUCGAGUGCGAGAACUUCUUGAAAAGUUUAUGAAUUCCCUUCGUGAUCCCAGUUUACCGUUGCUUGAACUUCAAGAAGUAAUUGCAACGAUAUCAGGAAGAAUUCCAAUUUCUGUAGAGAAGAAAAUUAGGAAAUUGAUGUCACUAUAUGAAAGAAAUAUAACAUCUGUUUUAGCUCAAUUUCCUAGUCAACAAAUUGCUGCUGUAAUUGAUGGACAUGCAGCAACUCUUUCGAAGCGAGCUGAGCGCGAUGUAUUCUUCUUAACUACUCAAGCUAUAGUCCAAUUAGUACAAAGAUAUAGAAAUGGAAUACGUGGAAGAAUGAAGACUGCUGUUCACGAACUUCUUUUACAAUAUUACACCGUCGAAAGUCAAUUCCAACAAGGACAUUACGAUAAAUGUGUUUCAGCUUUAAUAGAACAAUAUAAAGAUGAUGUGGCAAUGGUAACGGCCAUGAUCUUCAGUCAUAAUCAAGUCACAAAGAAAAAUGUCUUAGUAACGAUGCUCAUAGAUCAUCUUUGGGCAAAUGAACCUGGUCUCACAGACGAAUUGUCGAGCACGCUGACGGAACUAACGAGCUUAAAUCGUACAGAACACAGUCGUGUAGCAUUACGUGCAAGACAAGUUUUAAUUGCUGCUCACCAACCUGCUUAUGAAUUAAGACAUAAUCAAAUGGAAUCUAUAUUUUUAUCAGCGGUAGACAUGUACGGUCAUGAUUUUCAUCCAGAAAAUCUACAGAAAUUGAUACUUUCCGAAACAUCUAUUUUUGAUAUUUUACACGAUUUCUUUUACCAUUCCAAUCGUACAGUUUGUAACGCUGCUUUAGAAGUUUAUGUUCGUAGAGCUUAUAUUAGUUACGAGUUAACCUGUUUGCAACACUUAGAGCUAUCAGGUGAAGUACCACUUGUACACUUUCAAUUUUUAUUGCCUAAUAAUCAUCCCAACAGGCAGAAUCAAUCUCCAAUUAAUCACAGAGUAGGAGCUAUGGCAGCUUUCCAAGAUAUGGAUCAAUUUGUUCGAUACUCUGACGAAGUUCUCGAUCUCUUAGAAGAUUUAUCUUCAGUUACUUCAGUUUCAGCCAAAGUGUUGGAAGCAGUAGAUGCAGCUGGUAGUGAAUCAAGACUUAGUACAUCUAUAAACGUAUCUUUAAGUACUGCAGAAGCUAGUGGUCCAGUGGAAAUUGGCGAACGACCUGCAGAACCAGCACAUAUUUUGAGCAUUGCCGUCCAAGAAAAGGAAAAUCACGAUGAUACUGCACUGGCGAAACGCUUUGGAGAUUGGUGUGCCACAAACAAAGAAGAACUAGUCUCGCGAAAUAUAAGAAGAGUUACAUUUGCUGUUUUAAAAAAAAGACAGUUCCCAAAAUUCUUUACAUUCCGUCAGAGAGACGGUUUCGUGGAAGAUAAGAUUUAUCGACAUCUUGAGCCUGGUUGCGCUUUUCAAUUAGAAUUAAACAGAAUGAGAACUUAUGAUCUUGAAGCCUUACCAACUUCGAAUCAAAAAAUGCAUCUUUAUCUUGGCCAAGCGAAAGUUGCUAAAGGGCAACAGGUUACAGAUUAUCGGUUCUUCAUUCGUUCCAUUAUAAGACACUCUGAUCUUAUCACGAAGGAGGCCAGUUUUGAUUAUCUGCACAACGAAGGUGAACGUGUUUUAUUAGAAGCCAUGGAUGAAUUAGAAGUUGCAUUCUCACAUCCACUUGCAAAACGUUCGGAAUGCAAUCAUAUUUUCCUGAACUUUGUACCUACAGUUAUUAUGGAUCCAGCUAGAAUAGAAGAAAGUGUAACUAGCAUGGUUUUGAGAUAUGGACCAAGAUUAUGGAAAUUACGAGUGCGGCAGGCUGAGAUCAAAAUGACUAUUCGCCCAGCACCAGGAAAAUCAACGUCCAUUCUACGUUUAUGCAUUGCUAAUGAUAGUGGAUACAGUAUAGAUUUGCAUCUUUAUACAGAAACAACUGAUCCAAAGACUGGUGUUAUUCGAUUUGAAUCUUAUCCUUCUUCGACGGCAAAUGUUGCCUGGAGACCAGGGCCUAUGCAUGGUUUACCAAUUUCUACGCCAUAUUUAACCAAAGAUUAUCUUCAAGCAAAACGAUUUCAAGCACAAAGUGCUGGUACAACAUAUGUGUAUGAUUUACCAGAUAUGUUUAGACAACAAACUGAAAAGCUAUGGCAUAAAUACAUAGAAGAAAGGCCACAGUCUGAUAUAACGAUUCCAAAUCCUGUGAUGGAUUCUGCGGAAUUAGUCUUAGAAGGUGAAAAUUUAGUGGAACAGAAACGUCUCCCUGGGGAGAAUAAUGUUGGUAUGGUUGCUUGGAGAUUAAGACUUUAUACACCAGAAUAUCCAAUAUCUGGCAGAGAUGUUAUACUGAUUUCGAAUGAUUUAACACAUUUAAUUGGUUCCUUUGGUCCUAAAGAAGAUCUAGUAUUCUGCAGAGCAUCGGAAAGAGCUAGACAGCUUGGUAUUCCUAGAAUAUACUUUUCUGCAAAUUCUGGAGCUCGCAUUGGUUUAGCAGAGGAAGUAAAAGCAUUGUUCAGAAUUGCUUGGGAGGAUGAUAGUGAACCAGAAAAAGGAUUUAAGUAUAUAUAUUUAACACCGGAUGAUUACGCGCGUUUAGCGCCGCUUAAUUCUGUGAAAACUUCACUCAUUGAAGAUAAGGGCGAAUCUCGUUACAAAAUUACCGAUAUUAUUGGUAAAGACGACGGUCUUGGAGUAGAAAAUUUAAAAUAUGCUGGUAUGAUUGCCGGAGAAACAUCAAAAGCCUAUAAUGAAAUAGUUACAAUUUCCAUCGUUUCCUGCCGGGCUAUCGGUAUCGGUGCUUAUUUAAUACGUCUUGGUCAAAGGGUUAUCCAAAUAGAAAAUUCUCACAUCAUUUUAACCGGCUAUAAAGCAUUAAAUGCUGUAUUAGGUCGUGAAGUAUAUGCUAGUAACAAUCAAUUGGGUGGUAUACAAAUUAUGCAUAAUAAUGGAGUAUCACAUGCAACUGAUGUAAGAGACUUGGAGGGUGUUGCCACUGCUUUAAGGUGGUUAAGUUACUGUCCCAAAUAUAAGGGUGCACCUCUUCCUAUAUUGUCACCACCACUUUCUGAUCCAGUUGAUAGAGAUAUCACUUAUGUUCCUACAAAAACAGCUUAUGACCCAAGAUUAAUGCUUGAAGGUAAAAUACAAGAUGGUACAAAUUACUGGGAUAGUGGAUUCUUUGAUCGUGGCUCUUGGCAGGAAAUAAUGAGACCUUGGGCUCAAACUGUAGUAACAGGACGGGCUAGAUUAGGUGGAAUUCCUUGUGGUGUCAUUGCAGUAGAAACAAGGACUGUUGAAUUGCAUUUACCUGCUGAUCCGGCUAAUUUUGAUUCAGAAGCUAAAACGAUAUCUCAAGCAGGACAAGUAUGGUUUCCUGAUAGUGCGUAUAAAACUGCUCAAGCUAUUAAAGAUUUUGGAAAAGAAGAACUUCCACUUUUUAUUUUCGCUAAUUGGAGAGGAUUUUCUGGUGGAAUGAAAGAUAUGUACGAGCAAAUUAUCAAAUUCGGUGCUUACAUUGUGGACGGAUUAAGAGAAUAUACCAAGCCAAUAUUUGUAUAUAUUCCACCAAAUGGAGAGUUAAGAGGUGGUGCUUGGGCUGUUGUUGACCCAAUGAUAAAUCCUCGCUAUAUGGAAAUGUUUGCUGACAAUACAAGUAGAGGUGGAGUUCUAGAAGCUGGUGCAAUAGUAGAAAUAAAGUUUAGAACUAAAGACAUAAUUAAGGCCAUGCACAGGGUUGAUAUAGUGAUUCAGAAACUUAAAGAAAACUUAUCUAGUACAAAUUCAACUGAAGAACGAGCAGAAAUCGAGAGUCAAAUACGUAAGAGAGAGCAAGCUUUAGAACCUAUGUAUCGCCAAGUUGCUGUUCACUUCGCGGAUCUUCAUGACACACCAGAAAGGAUGUUCGAAAAAAAUACCAUUCACGAUAUUAUUCCAUGGCGAAAAGCGCGCAAACUACUUUAUUGGCGACUUAGAAGAAGACUUUUGGAGGAUGAAAUAAAGAAGGAAAUUCUUUCAACUCAACAGAAUUUAGAUGUUAGACAAGUGGGUGCAAUGUUGCGUCGAUGGUUUAUAGAAGAUAAAGGUGCCACGGAAUCUUAUUUGUGGGAUCAAGAUGAAGCUGCAACGAAUUGGUUAGAAAGUCAACAUAAAGAUGAAAAUAGUGUUGUUUCGCGUAACAUCACUUGUGUAAAACAAGACGCAGUUGUUUCUCGAAUAAAAGAAGCUCUUGAAGCUUGCCCAGAAGUGAGAUUGAAUGCAAUUUUAGAAAUUGCACACAGACUACAGCCAGCAGAACGUGCGGAAUUGCAAAGAACUUUAUCACAGAUAGAAACGACCACACAAGUACACCACAAUGAUUCAAGUGCUUCGUCCUAAUGUUUCUUGAAAUUGAAAAAAAAUCUCUUGUCUAUCUGCGUACCUGGUGUAUGUAGUUAUAUUAGAAUUAAUUGUACAGACAUUCGUUAUUCUUGUUAAUAGCAAAUUGUACGGGAGUAGUAUAAUUUUUGGAAGAUUAAUAAUUGUUUCUAUCGAUAGCGUUACUUGAUAGAAAGUAAACGAACUUGUGUCUUAUACAAGUUCAACGGUGAUGCUAUCGAGUGUCAGACAGUAUCACUGCCAUCUCCUAAACCGUGGCGAAGUGUGCCCUUUGUUUAUAAUAAGUGUAUUCAUGAAUAUAGAAAUUAUAUUACAUGUAUAUACAUGUGUGUGUGUGUGUGUAUACAGGUUGAGCCUCGUAAUAUAACGACCUCAAAUAAUUCAUAAAAUAUUUGUUGUACGAAAUAAUGUUUCGUAUAGAUGUUACAUGGUUUCCAGGGUGACAUAUAGUAUGUAAAAUAAGAACGUAUCCUAACCGUUGGAUCGGACAUGGUAGUAAUAUCAUUGUUUGGCCAGCUCGCUCGCUAGAUUUAACACCGCUCGAUUAUGAAGAAAAACGAAGUUUAUCGCGAGCCUUUAAUGACAGUAGAAAAUAUUAAUCGUACAUGUUCUACAAUAACAGUAGAAACUCUUGAGAAGGUUUCUCGCUUACCGAUGAAAAAAUUACGUACUUGAAUUAAUUGUAACGAGCAGCAAUUUGAACAUCGCUUAAAAUAAAAUUUAUUUUGCUAAUAUCUCAGGAACUAUGUAUUUUAGACCCGAUUUGGAGUAAUAUCUUUCUAUGUAGAAUUCAACGUUUCAUCCGAAUUCGGGAAGAAAUGUUAACUGUUUCGUCUAAAAAAUUGAAGGUGACCUUCAUAUCUUGAUAAAGAAGCAAAAUAACAUAAAAUUGAUUAGACUAUUAUACGUUCCCUUGGAAACCAUCUAUAUGAAAUAUUUUUUUAUAGAACAAAUAUUUUAUGAGUUAUUUGAAAUCGUCAUGUUACGAGACUC
Messenger RNA from Eufriesea mexicana, 8645 nucleotides. RefSeq names its product acetyl-CoA carboxylase (gene ACC). NCBI's taxonomy places the organism in Eukaryota, Metazoa, Arthropoda, Insecta, Hymenoptera, Apidae. Gene Ontology annotation, biological process: fatty acid biosynthetic process. Gene Ontology annotation, cellular component: mitochondrion. Gene Ontology annotation, molecular function: acetyl-CoA carboxylase activity; metal ion binding; ATP binding. The transcript has 13 exons. Bases 417 to 7652 code for a protein of 2411 amino acids. The record is from RefSeq and is a predicted model, not a curated record.